This is a messenger RNA of Aureobasidium vineae, 2175 nucleotides long. The record is from the annotation of a GenBank genome assembly. Lineage: Eukaryota; Fungi; Ascomycota; Dothideomycetes; Dothideales; Saccotheciaceae.
AUGGCAGUACAAUCGAAGCUGUCACUGCCGGGCGGCCUCGUGUCUGAAGGAACGCUGAAGAAUGCCGUCUCGGACCUCACGACACUGUACCUCAAGCACCGCACUCGCAUCUCACGCGCCAUCUACAUUGGUCUCUUCGUCACCUUACUGAAUCGCAUACGUAACGCCGUCAAUGAACAAAAAGCCGCCGAGCAACAACGACGAGCAGCCGGUCGCAAUGGAGAAAGAGAAGGGAGCACAACCGGCAGCAGGAAGAAGGUCGAGCUGAACAGAGAGUUCUUUCGCAACCUGAUCCGUUUGCUGAGGAUCUGCAUACCAGGCUGGAAGAGCAAGGAGCUGCGCCUCCUCAUCAGUCACAGUGUCUUUCUCGUCUUGAGGACGCUAAUCUCGCUCUAUGUUGCCGAGCUGGAUGGAAGACUGGUCUCUGCUCUUGUCCAAGGCAAAGGCAAAGACUUUGUUGGCGGUCUGCUAUGGUGGAUGGUUGUCGCCAUUCCCGCUACCUUUACAAACUCCAUGCUCAGCUACCACCAGUGCAAACUCGCCCUCCGGUACCGCACUCGCCUCACACAACAUAUUCACAACAAGUAUUUGUCCAACAUGACUUUCUACACACUCUCCGCCCUGGACGAUCGUAUCAAGAAUGCCGAUCAACUUGUCACAGUCGACGUCAGCAAGUUUUCCAACUCUCUUGCCGAGUUGUAUGGAAACUUGGCAAAACCAGUCUUGGACAUGGUCAUCUACAAUUACUCACUCUCCCGCAGUGUCGGUGGUGAAGGUCUUUUUGCCAUGGGCUUGUUGGUCCAACUCUCUGCCUCCGUCAUGCGAGCUCUGACGCCACCAUUUGGGAAAUAUGUGGCUGAUGAAGCACGACUGGAAGGAGAAUUUCGCUUCCAGCAUUCGCGUGUCAUUGACUACAGCGAGGAGAUUGCUCUAUACCAUGGCCAUGAAGCUGAGAAGAAUGCACUCGACAAGAAUUACUUUACUCUGAUCAAGCAUGUGAACCGCAUCUUGAGAAGAAGAUUCUACCACGGCAUCAUGGAGGACUUUGUCAUCAAGUACUUCUGGGGCGCUUUGGGACUUAUGCUAUGCUCUAUCCCUGUCUUCUUCAAAUUGCCUGUGGCGAAGAAUGCAGGAACAGUCUCAAAGAACUCGACAGAGGCUUUUGUCACAAACAGACGGUUGUUGCUCAGUUCUUCUGAUGCUUUUGGAAGACUAAUGUUCUCCUACAAGGAGAUUUCCCAACUCGCGGGCUACACCUCUCGGGUCUCGACUUUGCUGUCCGUUAUCGCGGAUAUCCAAGCUGGGCACUUUGAAAAGCAGUUGGUCAGUUCCGCAUCGGUGGAUGCUAACGCGGCUGUUCUUGCUGGCAGGGGCACCAUCACCGAAGGUCCUGACAUCAUGUUCAAGGAUGUGCCCAUCGUAUCACCUAACGGUGACAUUCUGGUCUCUGCAUUGAGUUUCCACAUACGACCACAAGACCAUUUACUCAUCAUCGGCCCCAAUGGCUGUGGCAAGUCUUCCCUCUUCCGUAUCCUAGGCGGACUCUGGCCAGUCUACGGCGGCGAAGUCAGAAAACCCUCUGCAGAAGACAUCUUCUACAUCCCCCAACGACCAUAUCUCAUGGCACAUGGAAGCCUCCGUGCCCAAAUCAUCUACCCAGAUACUGUAGCCGACAUGCACGAGAAAAGCAUCACUGAUGCAGAUUUACUUGAAAUCGUCUCUUCGCUAGAUCUGGAUAACUUGCUGUCGUUGCCUACAAAAGAUACUGUGCACAAUGACACCUCAACGCAAACAGGUCUAGAUAUCACAGCCNCCUGGCCCGAUCUCCUCAGCACAGGAACACAACAACGCCUCGCCGCCGCUCGCCUCUUCUAUCAUUCGCCCUGCUACGCCAUCCUCGACGAAUGCACCUCUUCACUCACCCCUAGCGUUGAAACUUUGAUCUACACUCAAGCCAAGAAGAGAAAUAUUACACUCUUAACGGUUUCACAUCGCAAAAGUUUGUGGCAGUAUCACACGAGGAUAUUACAGUUUGAUGGUAGAGGAGGAGCUUUCUUUGGGGUUCUGGAUGCGGAGAAGAGGUUGAGAUUGGAGGAUGAGAGGGAGGAGUUGGAGGAGAAGUUGCGCGGGGUGGAGGGGGUGGAGAGGAGGAUUGCUGAGUUGGAAGCUGCCUAA